GCGUAACUUACCAAAAACCUUAUUGCUGGUGCAUGGUGUCGAUUAAAUCUUUAUCUAAUUCAUCAAAUUUUUGGUGGUUAUGGUUGGUUUGGGUUUGUCGUUUGUAUCAACUUAUAUAUGUCUUAUGGCUGUGAUGAAUUCAUACGUAUGACUGUAAAUUGGAUGUUGAUGUUGACUUGGCAUGGCAGACAUGUGCAAUUCCACCAGACAUAUAGGGGAAUGCAAGCUGGUCAGUUCCAACGCCCGAUGGCUGCUAUGCCUGAAAUUGAAGAUGAAGGAAACCAUAGAUUCGUCAUUUUCAUCCAUAUGGCCACUAUCAGGUGUAAAGGUACCUACUACAAACAUUUGCAAGAUGGAAAAGAGGAUUCUUCUAGGAUGUGUCUCAUGGUAGGCACAUUGUUCGCAACAUUGUUUCACAGGGUAUUUGCAAACAACCAAUGCUACUUUGUGGUGAUGGAAAACAAACACAAAGUUCAACGCGUUUUAUGACUUACCUCGGUUCUUACACGCGUCUUGACCCAACCCCCGUGUAUUCAGCUGGUACCCUCCUUUUGUGGCAUUAGUUCUAGCGGGUGUGUUGUAUUUGUAACAGUUUAGAAGUUAUGUAUUUGUACAAAUUUAGUUUAAUUUAAACACAUUUGUACAACACGUUUUUUU
This is a messenger RNA of Helianthus annuus (common sunflower), 657 nucleotides long. RefSeq lists its product as uncharacterized. The record is from RefSeq and is a predicted model, not a curated record. The transcript is spliced from 4 exons. Bases 118 to 489 code for a protein of 123 amino acids. NCBI's taxonomy places the organism in Eukaryota, Viridiplantae, Streptophyta, Magnoliopsida, Asterales, Asteraceae.